UGGCUACAUUUGUAACCUGGGCAGCCUCUUUGAAUGGGUAUAAUUGGACCAUGGCUGAGAGAAAAAAGAUCACACUGAACGUGGCUGUUAUCGGCAAAUCUGGAUCUGGCAAAUCCACUUUCAUCAACAGUUACUGUAGAAUUCCGCGUGGAUCCGAGAAUGCGGCCGAAACGGAUGUUAUUGAAUGUACCAGUGAACUGAUGUUUUAUGAGAGGAAAACUGAAACUCGCCGUAUAUCUGAAGCUGAACAGCUAGUUCGUGAUUUGUAUGAUGCCGAUUAUGAGGUUGUUCUUUGGGACUGCCCUGGUUUUGGAACGUCCAGCUUCCCAGACGAUGAAUAUAUCAAAAAGAUAAACUUGGAAUACUUCGAUUUUUACCUGCUUUUUUCCUGCACACGUUUCUUUGAGUAUGAGAUAGCUAUCAAUAAUUUCAUUGCUCAACAAAACAAAACGUACUUUUACGUAAGAGCCAAGAUUGAUCGAGAUAUUAUUAAUGACAAGCGAAGUCACCCACGCACUUCAUCGGCAGAGAAAGUUAAGCAGUGCAUACGCAACAAGGUGAAAGAGAACAUGUCGUCAGACUCGAACGUUUUUUUGGUGAAUGCCAAAGAUUGUGACGCUUUUGACUUCCCCGAACUGGAAGACAUGUUGGUUUUCCACGCUGCCUCGUCCAAGUAUAAUGGAGAUAAACACAAGAAAAAGUCGCGUUCAAAGAAAAAGUAACUUAACUGUGAUUAAGGUGCAAACAGUGAGACAAAAGGCCUAAAUAGUAGAGUACACAUAUGCAGUAUUAACGUCACUGAAAGACCUACAUCUAAAAUUUGACCCAAAUAUCAUGUACGGGUACAACAAAGAAAAGGCCGUUAUCCAAACUGUGAUAGUAAUAAAAUUAUGAUAUUUA
Liolophura sinensis is the source of this 900-nucleotide messenger RNA. Its product is annotated as interferon-inducible GTPase 1-like. Gene Ontology annotation, molecular function: GTP binding. The record is from RefSeq and is a predicted model, not a curated record. Gene Ontology annotation, cellular component: membrane. The transcript is spliced from 2 exons. Bases 51 to 722 code for a protein of 223 amino acids. NCBI's taxonomy places the organism in Eukaryota, Metazoa, Mollusca, Polyplacophora, Chitonida, Chitonidae.